CCUGGGCAGUUGAGAAGGAAGUACAGUUCCUGCUCCACUAUUUUCCUGGAUGACAGCACAGUCAGUCAACCAAACCUCAAGUAUACCAUCAAAUGUGUAGCUCUUGCAAUAUAUUACCACAUCAAAAACAGGGACACAGAUGGAAGAAUGCUCUUAGAUAUUUUUGAUGAAAACCUUCAUCCCCUUUCGAAAUCCGAAGUGCCGCCAGAUUAUGACAAACAUGACCCAGAGCAGAAACAGAUUUACCGCUUUGUUCGGACGUUGUUCAGUGCUGCUCAACUGACUGCUGAAUGUGCCAUUGUCACGCUGGUGUAUCUUGAAAGACUUCUAACUUAUGCAGAGAUAGAUAUUUGUCCGGCAAACUGGAAGCGAAUUGUACUGGGUGCAAUUCUACUGGCAUCCAAAGUUUGGGACGACCAGGCAGUGUGGAACGUGGAUUACUGCCAGAUUCUGAAAGAUAUCACGGUCGAAGACAUGAAUGAACUGGAACGCCAGUUUCUUGAGCUGUUGCAGUUCAAUAUUAAUGUUCCCUCCAGUGUUUAUGCCAAGUAUUAUUUUGAUUUGCGUUCCCUGGCAGAAGCAAAUAACCUGAGUUUUCCUUUGGAGCCCCUCAGCAGGGACAGGGCGUAUAAACUUGAGGCCAUUUCCCGCUUGUGUGAAGAUAAAUAUAAGGACUUCAGGAAAGCUGCAAAGAAACGGUCAGUCAGUGCUGACAAUCUGACUGUGGUUAGAUGGUCCCCUGCUAUUAUCUCCUAACAGAGGAGACUGGAAUAUUCCUACGGACGUACUGUUUCAUCCAUCCAUUUUUUUGGGGGUGGGCUGGAGG
Fulmarus glacialis (Northern fulmar) is the source of this 826-nucleotide messenger RNA. Its product is annotated as cyclin-Y. The transcript has 7 exons. The record is from RefSeq and is a predicted model, not a curated record. NCBI's taxonomy places the organism in Eukaryota, Metazoa, Chordata, Aves, Procellariiformes, Procellariidae. Gene Ontology annotation, biological process: regulation of cyclin-dependent protein serine/threonine kinase activity; regulation of canonical Wnt signaling pathway. Bases 148 to 756 code for a protein of 202 amino acids. Gene Ontology annotation, molecular function: protein kinase binding; cyclin-dependent protein serine/threonine kinase activator activity. Gene Ontology annotation, cellular component: plasma membrane; cytoplasmic cyclin-dependent protein kinase holoenzyme complex.